AUGGCGCAAAUGUCCUUCGCUGACACAACAAAUAAACUCGAAACAUUUAAUGACAGGGAGAAAAGAAAAAGUAAUAUCAUUAUCUAUAAUCUGCAAGAGAGUGGUAGCCACAAAAUUGCAGUCAACAACCUGAUAAAGGAAAUUACUGGCUCAGAUAUGGAUUCAGAAGUGAUUGAGGUGUUCAGGAUGGGUAGGAAGUCUGACGAGAACAAGACCAGACCCAUCUUGGUACAGGAUGGUCAUUCAGCUAAUAUCUUAGAUCUGGUGAUAUCAAAUCAGGAAUUUGUUAAAAAUGUAAUGAUUUAUCCACCACUGGGAAAAAGUGAUCACUCAGUGGUUUGUUUCAAGCAAAAUCUCCACAUUUCCAUGUACGAAGAAGGCAUUUGUCAACUUUUGUCUGUUCUUGACGAUCAUCAUUUAAUUUCAGACAAAUGA
Messenger RNA from Helobdella robusta, 435 nucleotides. RefSeq lists its product as hypothetical. Lineage: Eukaryota; Metazoa; Annelida; Clitellata; Rhynchobdellida; Glossiphoniidae. The transcript is spliced from 3 exons. The coding region runs from base 1 to 435 and encodes 144 amino acids. The record is from RefSeq and is a predicted model, not a curated record.